Molecule: messenger RNA, 4245 nt
Organism: Nomia melanderi (Alkali bee)
Lineage: Eukaryota; Metazoa; Arthropoda; Insecta; Hymenoptera; Halictidae
Gene: Pfas
Product: phosphoribosylformylglycinamidine synthase
Biological process (GO): 'de novo' IMP biosynthetic process
Cellular component (GO): cytoplasm
Molecular function (GO): phosphoribosylformylglycinamidine synthase activity
Source: RefSeq, a predicted model, not a curated record
UAUUGGUAAACAAAAGCACGUGGUAAAAAAAUAAAAAGGUUAUGUACUGUCUGAUGAUAUUAAGUUAGAAACCUGACAACACAGGGGCAAGAACCCUUUGUAUUAUUUUGUAAAUAUCAGAAAUACGAAUGAAGAAAGGAUCAUUGAUUUAUAGAUCAUGGGUAUUAUAAAAUUCUACAAAUUACCUGGAUUGCGAUCUGGUCAGCUUAAAAACAAAUUCAAUAGCCUGGCUCAAAUAUCCAGUUCAAUAACUGGAUUAGAAACAGAAUUGUGCUACUAUAUUGAAACUAAGGAACCUUUAAGUGAUAAAGAAUCAGAACUAUUAAAAUGGAUUCUUAUUCCUCCAUUUGAACAUCACAGUCUGAAGAAUCAUAGUGCCUUCGAUGAAAAAUUGGAUGGUAAUUUGAUUAUUGAGAUUGGCCCAAGGUUGAACUUUUCUACAGCAUUCUCCAGUAAUGCUGUAUCAAUUUGCAAGUCUGUACAUUUACAUAAGAUAACAAGAAUUGAAUCAGUUGUUAGAUACUGCAUUAAACAUAAUGAAAAAGUUGACAAGAAUUUGGAACAAGCAAUAACAGAUGCAUUGCACGAUAAAAUGACUCAAUGCAGAUACAUGAAACCUAUAGAAACAUUUGAUCAUGGUUUCAGACCUGAAAACUGGUUCGAAGUAGAUAUUCUGAAGAGUGGUCGAAAAGCAUUGGAGGAAGUUAAUUUGAAAUUAGGUCUAGCAUUUGACAAUUGGGAUUUAGAUUUUUAUACAGACCUGUUCUUUAGUAAAUUGAAACGGAAUCCAACUAGCGUUGAAUGUUUCGAUUUGGCGCAAUCUAAUAGUGAACAUAGCCGUCAUUGGUUCUUCAAAGGUCACAUUGUUGUUGAUGAUAAAGAAAUGGAAAGAUCGUUGCUCGACAUGAUCAUAGAGACACAGAAAUACUCGAAUCCAAAUAAUACAAUUAAGUUUAGUGAUAACAGUAGUGCGAUCAAAGGCUACCAAGUGAAGACACUAAGGCCUAACAAAACUCACAAAUGUAGCUCUUUUCGUUUAGAGAAUGUAGAUCAAGAUCUUAUAUUCACUGCUGAGACUCACAAUUUUCCAACUGGUGUUGCUCCAUUUAGUGGAGCUACAACUGGAACUGGAGGCAGAUUGAGAGAUAUUCAAGGCAUUGGUAGGGGAGGAAAUUAUAUUGCUGGGACUGCUGGUUAUUCUGUUGGAAAUUUGUAUAUUCCAGGAUAUGACCUACCAUGGGAAGAAGAAAGUGUUCUGUAUCCCACCAACAUGGCUAGUCCAUUAGACAUCAUAAUCGAAGCUAGUAACGGUGCAUCUGAUUAUGGCAACAAAUUUGGUGAGCCAGUUAUAUCUGGGUUCUCUCGUUCUUUUGGUAUGGUAGAUAAUGAAGGUAUACGACGUGAAUGGAUCAAGCCCAUAAUGUUCAGUGGAGGAUUGGGUACAAUGGAUGCUGAUAUGUCCCAUAAAGUUCCACCACAAAAAGGUAUGGAAGUAAUCAAAAUAGGUGGUCCUGUAUAUAGAAUCGGAGUAGGAGGUGGCUCAGCAAGUUCCAUCGAGGUGCAAGGUGACAAUAAUUCAGAACUCGAUUUUGGAGCAGUACAAAGAGGUGAUGCAGAAAUGGAGCAAAAAUUGAAUAGAGUAGUUCGUGCGUGCACUGAAAUGGGACAGAAGAAUCCAAUACUUAGUAUACACGAUCAAGGAGCUGGAGGAAAUGGUAACGUUCUAAAGGAGCUGGUAGAACCCGCAGGUGCUGUUAUUUUUACUAAGAAAUUCGAGUUAGGCGAUUCAAGUCUCAGUACCUUAGAAUUAUGGGGUGCUGAAUACCAAGAAAAUGAUGCAAUUCUGUGUAAACCGGAAGACACUGAUUUACUAAAGGAAAUAGCAGCACGGGAGAAAUGCCCUAUUAAUUUCGUAGGGACUGUUACCGGAAACGGAAAAAUUAUUCUUUCUGAAGAAAACAACUGUGAUGUAUCAAAAUACCUAGAUGAGAAUUAUAAACAAGAUACGAGGCAUCCGGUUGAUUUAGACUUAGAAUUGGUACUUGGAAAAAUGCCUCGUAAGACGUUUAAUCUUCAGAGGCAGAAAACACACUUACCCUCUUUAUCAUUACCAGAGAAUUUAACUGUCCAAUCUGUGUUGGAAAGGGUCUUGCGAUUGCCUUCAGUUGGGAGCAAACGAUAUUUAACUAACAAAGUUGACCGUUGCGUAACUGGAUUGAUUGCGCAGCAACAAUGUGUUGGCCCCUUGCAUACUCCUCUUGCUGAUGUUGCUGUAGCUGCAAUUUCUCAUUUCUCAACGGUUGGUAUAGCCACGUCCAUUGGAGAACAGCCAAUAAAGGGUUUGGUGAACGCAGCAGCUGGAGCUCGUAUGACUGUGGCAGAGGCGUUAAGCAACUUAGUAUUUGCACACAUUUCAGACUUAAAGGAUGUUAAGUGCAGUGGAAAUUGGAUGUGGGCUGCGAAGUUACCAGGAGAAGGUGCAGCGUUAUACGAUGCAUGUUCUGCAAUGUGUUCAUUGAUGAACGAACUUGGCAUUGCGAUUGAUGGAGGUAAAGAUUCUCUAAGCAUGGCUGCUCGAAUCGGUGAAGAGGUUGUCAAAGCACCAGGAACGCUUGUGAUUUCUUGCUACGCUCCUUGUCCGAAUGUUCAACAGGUAGUAACGCCAGAUCUAAAAGCACCUGCAGCAGGGAAAAACGGUUGGCUGUUAUUCGUCGAUUUAUCUAAUGGACAGAGUCGAAUUGGCGGUACUGCUUUAGCUCAAGCUUAUAAAUCACUUGGUAACGAUGUUCCAGAUGUAGAGGAUGCAGAUUUGUUAAAAAAUGCUUUUAAAGCUACACAACAGUUGAUUGCAGAGGGGAAAAUAUUAGCAGGACACGAUGUCAGCGAUGGAGGACUCAUCACGUGUCUUUUAGAAAUGUGCUUCGGUGGUAUCUCCGGAAUAGAUGUUAACAUCUCUCACAAAUUAGGAACUCCUAUACAAAUUUUAUUCGCUGAAGAAGUAGGAUGGGUGUUGGAAGUUGAUGAAGAAAGUUAUCAUUAUGCGUUGGAUGUAUUUAAACAAUUCAAUGCUCCUGUUUACUCAAUUGGCCGAUCCGGAGGAUUCGGAAUCUCUUCAAAACUAAAUAUUAAAGUGCAGAAUCAGACUGUUCUAAACUCGACAGUGUUGUCUCUGAUGUCUGUAUGGGAAGAAACUAGCUAUCAACUAGAACGCCGUCAAACAAAUAUAGAGUGUGCAUUGGAAGAGUUCAAUGGACUCAAAAAUAGAACUGCUCCGGCUUACAAGUUAUCCUUUGACCCUAAUGUCCGACCUGCUGAAAUCCACAGAACUCCAAAUAUCACUGUAGCCGUGAUAAGGGAAGAAGGAACAAACGGAGACAGAGAAAUGGCGGCGUCAUUGAUGCAAGCCGGGUUUGAAGUUUGGGAUGUAACGAUGCAAGAUCUGUUAGAUAACAAAGUGACAUUUGAUAGGUUCAGGGGUGUUAUAUUUCCUGGUGGUUUCAGUUAUGCUGACGUUCUGGGGUCUGCUAAAGGAUGGGCCGCGAGUCUUCUCUUCCACCCAUCUCUGGAGAAGCAAUUAAAAAAAUUCGUUUCUCGCGAGGACACAUUCAGUUUAGGUGUUUGUAACGGAUGCCAAUUAAUGUCUCUGCUGGGAUGGAUAGGAAACGAAACCGGUGACACUAAAGUGCCAGACAUUUUCUUAGAUCACAACAUAUCCGAAAGGUUCGAGUGUCGAUGGAGUACAGUCAGAAUUGAUAAGUCACCAUCCAUCAUGUUAAGUGGAAUGGAGAAUAGCGUCUUGGGCGUGUGGGUCGCACACGGCGAAGGAAGAUUCACUUUCAAAAAUAAUGAUAUUUUGAACAAAGUUAAAGAGAACAAUUGCUUAGCUAUUAGAUACACAGAUGAUUAUGGUAACCCGACCGAACAAUACCCUCUGAAUCCAAAUGGAAGUACAGAUGGUAUUGCUGGUAUUUGCUCCGCGGAUGGACGACAUUUAGCGAUGAUGCCACAUCCUGAACGAUGCACGCAGAUGUGGCAAUGGCCUUGGAAACCAACAGAUUGGACGAGAUACAAGGUCUCACCAUGGCAGCGUAUGUUUGAUAACGCAUACGCCUGGUGCGUAUCAAAACAGAUGCAACACAUUCCAUACGACUGCAGCAGAUAUUGUAAAUAAUAAGAUUGUAUUCUUUCUUUUUCAAAGAACUGUAAUUUUUCUAAAUAAAUUACUUCCUACGGAUUUCCACUGAA